This is a messenger RNA of Pocillopora meandrina, 2523 nucleotides long. NCBI's taxonomy places the organism in Eukaryota, Metazoa, Cnidaria, Anthozoa, Scleractinia, Pocilloporidae. The record is from the annotation of a GenBank genome assembly.
GGUCUCUUGUCAUCAGAAGAGAACGAUGAAUUAGGAAGAAACGACUCAAAUCAAGUAAAUUCUCGAACUUUUACCAACUUUAGGUGUAAUUAGAUGAUGCCAUACGCUCUCUUAAGAAUACUUGCUGGAUGGAGUUUUGUUCUCUGUAAGAUCUAAGACGUUCUUUCCGUUAAAAAUUUGAACUAAGCAAGAGUUUAGCCCUUAAAGGAGUCAUCGGCUAAGCAAGAGUUUAGCCCAUGGAAGAGUCAUUGGCCUGCAAAAUUUUAAAGUUUGAUUUGUCGUCUUAUUUUAGAUGGAGAGUACAAACGAUAAAAUAGAGAAAAACUGGGAGUAUUUGAAAAAAGAGGUAAGGAAUUAUUUGAAAGUUUAGUUCUUCUGAUUUUUAACAGAAUUACGUAGCACGAAAUUAAAACGGACUUAACUUCAUCAAUAAACAGCACCACCAAUUGCAAGUGAGAAAGCAGGAGCUCGAAAAAGAAAAGAAGAGUAUGACAAAACAACUUCAAGAUAGUUUAGAAGAGGUUGGUAACUAAUUUUAAUUUCUUAUGAGCAGCUAGUUGGAUAUCUGAUUUUCUUUACGUUUCCAACCAGCAUGGUUACGAACCAUUUCUUGUUAAACAACGGAUACUUUAUCUGAUAAUUUCCCGCUGAUAGACACAAAACCAAAAAGUUUAUUUUCCUUUAUGUUGUUUAAUAAACAGAACCAGAAAUUAAGCACAAGAAUUCAAGAACUGGAGGAAGAACUGUCCAGAGUACAUCAAUGGCUUCACGAAAAUUCCCAAGAGGUUGGUAACCACAUUUUCUUCUCUGUUCUUGCUUCUAAGAAAACCUUCCCAUUCCAAUAUAAUUGGGAUGAAUUUCCACAUUUUCUGUUUGCUCUGUUCUUUUUUUCUGAACUUUUAUCUUUUGAUUUCAUCUAUAUCAGGGUCAAGAGUAAAGACCAGAGGUUUGAAACUGGAAGCAAGUCAUUCCACAUCAGACAUAGUUUUGAUGAUGAAUUUCCAAUGUAACCGAUUUUCUGACACUAAUCAAUUGAACGCAACAAGAGGUCCUUUUAAAAAGCGGCCUUUCUUCUGACGAGAUGUAAUUAGGCGUCAACAAACCGCCAAAUUUAAAGGAGCAUUUCUGAACGCCGAUUAGUAGUGAUUUUUAUUUCCCAUCCCAAUUGUAUGGUUGGUUAAAGGGGUAAGUUUCUAAAGAAACCGUGGUGCUGCGUCGGUGGGAAGAGGUGGAAGAAAACCAGAGGUUUGAAAGGUCUGAAAGGGCUAACGCUCGAAACGACGGUGGCUAAUUUACGUUUUCAACCCAGUUGAAUAAAUUAGAAGGUUGGUUAGGCAUGUAUGUCAUAAAGCUGAAUUUUCCUUUUAGGCAAAUUUUGGUUCUUUUAACCGUGUACCAAACUGACGUUUGGUCUGUCCGAUGUAUUCGUUGUCACAGUCAUUGUAAGGAAUAGAAUAAAUGGCGUCGGUUCGUUGUUCUUUCGUGACAGGAUCCUUAGGUUUGGCGAAAAUAUGCCCCAAAGUCUGAAAAGGUUUUUGAGCACCUUUAACGUUGUAACGUUGGUAGGCACAUGUUACUUAAUCUAUGUUGAACGCCAUAGAAAUAGCUCAUAUUUCCCAAGCGAAAAUGUAAAAAAAGUAGCGAUGAAAUAUUUCGCAAGAAUUAAAAAUCAUAAUGAUUUUUUUGCAAUUUUUUCCGUUUGGGUAUGGCCUUACUUUUUAAGAAAUUUCCUUAGCCGAUUUACAAGAAUGGUGCGGUUUUCCGCUUAUUCCCGAAUCACUUGCAUGAAAACAAGAGCCAUUACUCAUUACUUAAUGGGCUCCUGGUAAUAGAGAUAACUAUUGUCAGCUGUUGCGAGCGGCGUGUCUUGUUGAGGGUUUUUGCACAACCUAAUAAUUAUAUAGUUUUUACAGAAAUUAAACCUGCUAUGCAUUAAUUAUAACUCAAUUGCCUUUCUUUUUCUUCUGAUGACAAGGAGAGUUUUGUAUACUUUUGCAGGAUUUUGGCGAGAACUUCGAUAAUUCUGUCCGAGAGGAAGAUUCAGAGGAUACCAGAAAUUCUCUCGCACCUGAUCGAGGAGUUACAGAGGGUAAAAUCGACGAAAAGCUGAAAGACCUCAACGACCUCCUUUGUAGAAAUGUAACAUCUCUUUUGCAAGAGCUAGAAAGAAAGGAAGACAAACUGAAAGUUUCUGUCAAGCUCGCACUUUUAACGAGACUCAGUAUAAGUCUACAGGAGUUAUACACCUCAGUCCUCUCCAUGGUGGCCGAGUGUUGUAAAUGCAGUGAGGAGGUGAAACGAGAGUUUUACGACUUUGCAUAUCACGGUCUAAGAGCAGAACACAACGAUGUGUUACAUCGAGUUGAGGAUUUGGCAACGGAACAAGAAAUAAUGACCGCCGAAGAAAAAAAGGAAUUUGGUAAACUCCAACAAUUUCAGACCAAUCGACAGAGACAGGUUGAUAGGCUGGAAAACCUGUGGAUAGGUCUUUUCUCACUGGUAAUAAUGCCUGUUAUUCUUUGA